UCUACAACUCUAUGGUGCUAGUAAAAAGAUUAUAGGUUAGGCAAAAUUCAAUUUUUUUUUAUUAAUAUUAAUAACUUAAAUUUCAUUGAUUAAAAUUGUUAUUUAGCUACGAACAACUAUAUUUUUCUUCCUCUUUCAUUAAAAAAAAUUGAGUGAAUAUCUUUAAAAAUAGUUAAGAUACAAAUGUGCCGUGAUUAGUAACAUUACCCAGAGUGAUUUAGCAAUAAUUUAGCAGUUUAAUCUAUUUGGUGGGAGUAAUUUAUUUUGGUGAGACAGUUUCAAUGGUUUGUUGAAAAAUGUGCUCCUUAUUCGAACGUGAAAGCUCGUCACAAUCUGUCAAAGAUUUCUUCGACAAAAGAUUCAAACGCUUAUGCAUUAGUGAUAUUAACAGUGAUGUUGAAUUCAUAGUAGGCCACGAAAAAGUUAGCAUCAAAGGACAUAAACUGUUUUUUUCUACUGCUAGUGAGGUUUUCUACGAAAUGUUAGCUGAAUUGUCAGUUGUUGAGCUAGUUAAUAUCGGGCCAGAAGGAUUCAAAGCAAUGAAGGAAUUCAUUUAUACAGGUGAAGUUAGUUUCAGUUCCAUGACGCAUGCCGUUUCAACACUUGUGACUGCUAAGAAAUUUCUCGUUCCCUUACUUGACUUGAAAUGUAUUGAGUACAUCAGAGAUAAACACUCUUCAGAAGUGUUGCAAAUCUAUGAGGAAUUUAAAGGAGAGAAUAUCACACACUUCAACGACACUUGUUUUGAGCUAUUUGAGACGAUAACGUACGACAUAUUGGAAAGUGAUGGGUUUUUAUCAGCUAAAUCUGAAACAAUAGAUUUGUUACUGAAACUUGAGUCGUUAGCGUUGAGUUCUGAGCUUGAACUUUUCACUUUCUUUGAAAAAUGGGCUCUUGCCCAAGCCGAACGCGAAGAAAUAUCAGAUGAGUGCUUGGGAUCUCACUUCAAUGGGCUUAAAAAGCACAUACGGUUUUUGACAAUGUCUCCAAAGGAGUUUGCUUUGAGUGCUUCCAAGUCUCUUCUACUCACUAAAGAUGAAAAAUUGGAUAUCGCGCUCAAUAUAUUGUGCCCUGGGUCAACGCCUUAUCCAGAUAAUCUGUGUCCCAUACAGAAAAAACGUAAGUUUACAUGUUCUACGACAUGGAAUCAGCUGUAGAAAGUGAGUUACUCAACCUACGAUAAAAUAUUCUAUAAAAUUGUUAAAAUAUUGCAUUUUUAAUUCUAUUGUUUUUAGUCAUUUGAAAAAGAGAGUUGUUAUAAUUACAUUGGAGGACUGAUGAGAUGAUCUCUAGUUGUUUGGUGCCAGAGCGGACGGAGCUAGAAGAAAUCCAACUGCGCAUACCUGACUGCUCAAUUCCAGAUUAUAAAAUUACGGCAUGCUGGCUGGAUGAUCAAAUAAUGUAUUUGCUACGCAUGAUAGCCUCUUGAUGCUAAGGAAGGGAUAAAUAGACCCAGGGUUCUUCUUCCUAGUCCGCGACACAAGUUAUGUGUACCACUUAACUACUACCGUAUGUAAGUCUGUAAGUUUUAAUCCAAGUCUGUAGUUUUUGAGAAUCCAUUAUGUUUUUAAUAUUCAUCUUUGAUACUGGACAAUACACUUGGUCAAAUAAUAAUAUUAUAAAUGAUCAUCAAUGUUUUUGAUUGUUAAAAAUAGUAUUAUACAUGGACUCAAGAAGUGGAACUACAGUAGUUCCUUGAUUUUUAAAUAAGUUAGUCAAGUGACCCAUCCACGAAUAUUAUAGCUUCAUCCCACCAAAGUACUACUAAAUCAAGUCAUACUGAACUCUCAACGGUGACUAUCCCGUCAAAAAUGCUCACUUAUUCUAAAAUUUCCGAUCAUACACUCAAAACUGAUCAAUAUUCCAGCCUCAUGAUGCAAUUAGACCAUUUGGACGCAUUAAAAUAAAUUAUAUGCAAUUUGGUAUAAUGGAAGCCAUGUGUUAGCUAUAAUAUUCAGUGUAUACCCUCACAUAAAUACGUGGCUAUUUCAAAUUGCAGCUAAAUUUUGAAUUGGUCCACUCUCCAUCUCCUAUCAAACACUCGCUCACUCUCUCUCUCUCUCUUCAACUCUCUCUCUCUCUCUCUCUCUAACUGUUUCUCUCUCUCUCACACUCACUUUCUCUCUGUCACUCUAAUGGCAGAGGCCAUGGGGCUGUGACUGUAUUUCUAGUGUCUUUUCGUUUUUUUUAUAUAAAACGUAUAUCUUGUCACAAUAUAAUCAAAAAGAGGUUAUCUAAAAAUCCAAUACAAGUACCCACCGAGCAAAGAACCCCACUUUAAUUUUAAAUCAUAGUAUUGUGUCUUUAUCUCUAUGUGUACAGUACCACCUGUCAAUUUAUCAACUUUUUUUGGGAAGUAUAAUCAAACGUCUUUGUUAAUUUCUGUUUACUGAUUAUUCAAUAAAAUUUCCGAAUCUAUUCACAUAGAGGAUACCAGAUAUUUUAAUUAAGUUAGAAUAUUAUGUUAUGUAGUGAGACGUGAGACUGAGAAAAUAACAUUUUAUUCUAAGACUGGAUUUUACUAUAAAGUGAUAAAAGGUAGGCUUAUAUUAUAUUAAUAAGUGACCAGUUAUCAAUGAUAAUAAUUAGUAGUAAAACUUGGUAAUAAUUAAAGUUCACAAUCAAUUUUAUACUUUUCUUAUUUGCUUGAAACAAUUUUAUACCAUUCAAUAUUAUUUUAUAACAAUUUGAGACAAGAAACAGCAUCGUGAAUAUGAUUUGUUUCUAAUCUAUGAUAUGUAAUGCAUGCUCCAUGAAUUUUUCAAUUUUCUGAAACUUUUUCACAUUCCAUUAUAUAUAUCUGAUUGAAUUGAUUUCUAUAAAAAAGUUGAUAUGUGGUUCCACUGUGGGCUACUUGAAUAUAAUAUUGGUCUAUUUGUUCUUUACUUUGUUUGAAUAUCAGUACAAAAAUAAUUAUGUAUACAUGAUUUGGCUUCCAGUCUAUUAUGAAGUUUGCUGCACAAUUUAAAAUUUAAUUGAAAUGGUUGUAAUGCAUGAUUAUAACUUAAAUUUUCCUAUUUCUGGAGUAUUUGCAUAUUGUAUUUAUCUUAGAAAAUAAGAAGUUUUGCAUUUAAUAAUGGAAAUUGUAUUAUAUUAUAUUAUUUGUUAAAUUAAAUUCAUUUUUAUCGAAAGAUUCACCAACUAAUAAACUGAAAGUGAGAUUAGUAAAACCAUUUCGAUUUUUGUUGUUCUAGUUAUGAAAAGAAAUAAAUUUUUAUAAUUUUUUGAAAAAUAGAA
Molecule: messenger RNA, 3237 nt
Organism: Nilaparvata lugens (brown planthopper)
Lineage: Eukaryota; Metazoa; Arthropoda; Insecta; Hemiptera; Delphacidae
Product: BTB/POZ domain-containing protein 1
Exons: 2
Coding region: 297-1157 (286 amino acids)
Biological process (GO): neurogenesis
Cellular component (GO): P-body; cytosol
Molecular function (GO): protein binding
Source: RefSeq, a predicted model, not a curated record